Chilo suppressalis (striped riceborer) is the source of this 4559-nucleotide messenger RNA. Lineage: Eukaryota; Metazoa; Arthropoda; Insecta; Lepidoptera; Crambidae. The record is from the annotation of a GenBank genome assembly.
CGUUGAAACUUUUUUUUAUUUAAUUAAAGGACCUAAGUAUGUACAGUAAUAGAUAUUUAUUGUUAUGGUCGUAUGAGUCCACAGGUAGACCAUUGGACAUCGUACCCAGCAAAAGUGUAUUGAAUUUAUUAAAAUCUAAAUUCGAUGCGGACAAACUUAUCGGCGUAGUUUAGGGCAUAGUUCAAAGUAAACAAAGUAAACAAUAUUUUUAACCAAACAUGAAAUGUAGAGAUAGUGUAAUCAAAAUUUAUUUAAAAGAUGAGCACAAAUCAACAUUUAUUAUUAUUAGUUAAACAAGGAAAUAGUGCCAUAUUUAAUAAUUAUGCGCUUUAUAAUUAACUGUUCAAAUAUAUUUACUAGCGUGUAACCUUCUAAGUUACAUAUGUGCGAUCGAAACAAAUCCAUUCGUAAUUCCGCCAAGUAUAAACGGAUAGUUCAUUAACGCGCGCACAGAUGGCGUUAGUAGUAUGAUGUAGAGCGAACUCUACGCGUCGAGAAGUAUAUAAUACCUAGUUAAUAAUGCAAAAUAAUCUUAUUGAAAAUUAGUUCUAAAUCAAUAUUUGGUAAUUGCAACUAAAUAAUUAAAAUUCUUAAUGUUAUUCAGAUACUAAUUAUUUUUCAGUUCCGGAUAAAUCAAUUAAAAAAUUACCUUCAAAUUUGCCGUUAUAUAAGUAUUUAUGGUACUAGUAGGUACUUAUCAUACAUUGAGGCAUAAUCUCUAACCCCUUUUUUAAUAAAAAAAAAUUAGCUACGCCGUGUUUUGUUUCCAUAAAUAAAAUGCAAUUUGCCAUUCAAUAAACACAGACAAAACAUAAUCCAAGCUUAUUAUCAAAGGGAGUUAGAAUAUAUUUACUUAUCGAAAAAGUUCUUGCUCUAUAAAUAAUGAAAACGAGAAACUGCUGUUAGUUGUAAGUUUUGGGAAUAUUGCAACAAUUCUUGCGUUAUGAAUUCUCAUUCGAAUUAUUUUUAAUGAAUUAUUACACUUUCAUUUAAGUGUUUCCAAUUUUUAAUAAGAGGGUCUACUAUAUUUAAGGAGCUAUUGAUAAUCCCGUUAAUUUUAAUUUUGACAGCUAAUUAGCUAAUUAGAAUUUGAAAUUGCAAAGUAAGUAUUUACACCCUAAUAUUAAAUGUGUUUGAUUCCUUAAGCUAUUUAUAAUUAUGUAAUAAGUUAAUUAAAAAAAUACCAACCGAAAUUGUGAACCAUCUCGUUGUUGAAGUCGGUUAAUAAGAAAAACAUAUGAGUUUUCUUGAAUCAUUUGUUUUUUAUGAAAUGUACUUAGUGCCGUCCAUUUAUUGUUUUGUUAAUACUUUUUAUAGUCAUUAUAGAUGUGUAACGAUAGUAUAUUCAAUUAUUUAUUGUUAUGUUUUUAUUUUUAAGCACUUAACUACUAGUUUUCAAAAGAAAAAAAAAAACGAAUAUUUUUUUCAUUUUGGUAAAGGUACGAUCUUAGUAGGUACGUACAUAAUAGUUACGUUUUUAAUUUUUUAUUAAGAAUUUACAUUUUCAAAGUAAAAAUUGAAUAACUUUAAGCUGUAAGCGAGAAUUUGCACUGAAAUCUACAAGUUUUGUAAAGUGGAACAAACUUUAGAAUGAUUUGGUUACGGAGGAAGGUAGAUUGAAGUACUUACUACUACUACUAUUCCCAAAACAAGCACGCAAGUUAUUGUUAAACGAUUGUUAAAGCACCUCGGAUAGUACAAGUAUAACAUUUGUUAACUUAGAGUUUAGGAUUAACAGUAGAGGAAUAGUAAGUAGGUAAGUAUGGUAACGUUACGUAACGUGUAUUGCUUUAGUUGUUGUGUUUACAGUGGCCGGUGUGAGCUUGGCGCGAGUGUCGUGUGUCCCCACUGCGCAUCGAUCCGCUCCGCCCAGCGCUCGCUCCUCCCACCCGCCCUCACCCUGCCUCCGCCCUACACCCGCGCCCCGCCGCCGCCGCCACCGCCGCCGCCGCCGCUUGUCGCGACGCCCGCGCGGUCACCUGUGUCGCACGUCCUCAGUCGCAAAGCGGCCGCGACGCGCGCCACCCGCUUCGCAACGCGUUCAUAUUAUGACAGUGACGUGAUGGACGGCAAAGAGUUCGGUGCGGUUCCCGGCCUCCCGGCCGGCUUGGACUAUUUCAUGAUGCCUCGUGUUAACCAGCCCGCGCCGCAGUUCGACUUCAGAAAAUUAGGCGCCAGCUUCAGUGGCCGAGACGACGACAGGAGUGACGAGAGACGGUCACCCGAAUAUUCUUCGGAGCGACGCGACCCGCCGCCGGCGCCCUGGCCACUCGGCCUCGGUGUCCAGUUCGUGAAUCCUGCCACCGGCAAGAAAAGGGUGCAAUGCAACGUUUGCCUCAAGACUUUUUGCGAUAAAGGCGCGUUAAAAAUACAUUUUUCGGCCGUGCACCUGCGAGAGAUGCACAAGUGUACAGUGGAGGGGUGUACGAUGAUGUUUAGUUCGCGCCGCUCGAGAAAUAGACACAGUGCUAAUCCUAACCCGAAGUUACAUUCACCGCACGUGAGACGCAAGAUUUCAGCACACGAUGGCAGGUCUGCACAGCCUUUCCCGCUACUGCCAGCGCUCGCACGGUUGCCGCUCCCGCCACCUGCCUUACUACCUCCGGAGCUAGCAGCGCGACUUCCUCCGCCCCUGUCUGCACCGCCUGGACCUACACCUUUACCGCCGCGGGUGCCACUUGAUGACCUCCGCAACUUCAGUGAAAUCGAAAAAAUGUACAGAAAGCUACCUCCACCGGAAGAACCAACUAGAGGCGCAUUAGAUCUCGCAAAACAUUCAGUGACCGUAGGCGAAGACUCUGUUAACUAUAGUGAAAAUGAUGAUGACUUUUCAGAUGAUGAACAGAAAGAUAAAUGUGUAACCAAUGAAUCUCCAGUGACACAAAGGCUGAACUAUGAUGAUGAACCGGAAGAUUUAACUGUAAAUAAGAAAAAGGAUGACGAAAAACCCGCCGAUAAGGAGCCGAAAAUUGAAAGUCGAAGUGACCCCACCGUAUCUGAUGAUAAGAUUUCUUCUCUCGUUCCAAACAAACGUAAGCGAAAAAGUGGUAAUCCAACUCGGUGUUCGCAAACCAACGAAUAUAGCGUCUCCGACGAAGAAUAUCAUGGAGAUUUAUUCAGAAAUCUUUCUACGCCGGGUUCUAGUCGAGCCGAUGACGAACCUUUGUCGUUGAAAAAACAAAAAUCGGAAAAGUGGGAGCCCUUUCAGAACGGUGACGAAGCUGUUGCGGAUUCCGAAUCAGUGACGCGUGUGAAGGCCGAAAGUGAAUCUGAUGACGAGUCGAGUGCACCCAGCGUUGUUCGCGAGGGUUUGAGACUACGGUCGGACUUGUAUACGCCAAGUGACAGCGGCAGUGACCUGCACGCAAUGGAGGAGCGACUAGCAAGAGCGCGCACACCAUCCGCGAGCAGUGACAAAACAGACGACAGGGCUGAUAUUAACGACCUAGAAAUACCCAUAGAUGAUGAAAAUCCAGAUCGGUGUACUGCUUGCGGAAAGGUAUUUCAAAACCACUUUACCCUGCGCAUGCACUACCGAAGCGAUCACUUAAAGUUACUUCAUCCUUGUGACUUCAACGGUUGCGACGCUGCGUUCCCUUCGCGGCGAAGUCGAGAUAGACAUAGCUCGAAUAUCGAUUUGCAUCGAAGGUUGUUGUCUACUAGUUCACCUGACACUAGAGAACAGAGACCCCCAACGGAGGUCAAUAACGAGCUUCUAAAUAAAUUGUACGCUGAUAUCAAAGGACUAGCCUCUACGUUGGAGAGCUUAAGGUACGGAGGGAACGAAGAGCCUUCCCAGCUUCCUAGUUAUGUGACUGAAACAAUGAAGUUCUAUAGUCGAAACUUGGGCGCUUUACAAGCAGGACUUUUUUCUCAGUUCGGUGAUAGGGCGGGGUUUUUUCCAACUCCUUUUCUGAUGGGUAAUGGGAUACUACAAGCUGGAGGGCCGUAUGGAGCGCCUGCUGGGGCGCAGGCCGCUCGGGAGUCGAUGUCGCCUUUAUCAGCGUCGUCUCCUCCCGUGAUAUCCCCAGGGAGGCUGGAUGCAGCGCACGCUCGUCCUCGUGAGGAUGCGAAACUGCUUUUUCGCGAGACCUCGGAAUCCUUCAAAAAGAUGACGUCUUUGUGCGAGCGUCAGGAGCAGCUUUACCAACACCACGUGCCUGUGUCAUGACGCCGCCUCGGCCUCCGCCCCUCCUGGUGAUACCUAACUUCCCUGAGCUAAUGGCGCGAUAGCAAUAGACUGUAUAUUUAAUUGUUAAUAAUUUUAAAUGUGUUAAUUCUAUUUCGUAUUUCGUUUUGUAUUUUUCUUGUGAUAUUUAGACAAAUAUUUGGUAAUUAUCGAUCCCACGAACUGUAAGUUGUUAGGGAUGAAACGGUCUGGUGACGCGUUCGCGUUUGUGACGCAAAGUGCAAUAACGGACUUGGAUAUUAUAAAUAUUAAUGGGCUCGAUGUACGAUAUGGUAUCGUGUAGACUAUUCAUAAUCGAUGUUGAAAGUAAACGUUAUAAUGAUCAGCUUCAUUUAUUGUUCUGGCGCAAUAAACUCAUUGAGGAAAAAUG